This is a messenger RNA of Coturnix japonica (Japanese quail), 3547 nucleotides long. RefSeq names its product C1q and TNF related 8 (gene C1QTNF8). Gene Ontology annotation, molecular function: protein binding. NCBI's taxonomy places the organism in Eukaryota, Metazoa, Chordata, Aves, Galliformes, Phasianidae. The record is from RefSeq and is a predicted model, not a curated record.
GAUGGAGAUGAUGGCAACAGGGAGAAGGAUGGGGCUGAGGACAGGGAUGGAGAUGGGGAAGUGAAUGAGGACAGGGAUGGGAUGGAGGUGGGAAUGGGGGGAGAGAAGGACAAGAGCAGGAAGUGCUCCAGGCAGCCUGGAGGAGCACGGAGCUGGAGGUGACUCAUGGAGAGCUGGACACUGCUUGGGUUCAGGCUGGGACAGCAGCAAACCUCAGUGUUUCACUGACGAAGCCUCUGAGCACAGCACUGGUCUGUAACUCUUCCCUGUGGUACAGCAUCAGCGCUUUCUCCCCAUCAACCUUUGGUCCUCCUCACUGUCCCCUUGAUUGCAGAUUUGUGAAUUAAUAGAAAACUAGUGCUGCAGUCUGUUUUAAUCACCUGUUAGUUUCAUCUACCACUGCUGAUAUGAAAACAUUCCUGGCUUAAGUCAUCUGUAAACAAUUUGCAUUCUCCAUUACAUCACCCAGAUCCACCCUACAUCUUUAAAUGCUAUCAUUGCCUAUAAAAAGAAAAUAAAAAUGUCCAAAACCCCUUUUCCAGCACGAUGUCUGUUUCUCUGCCUCUGACCACAGCUCUGAGCAAUUGGGGACAGGCAAUGUGACAAAAAGAAGCAUAACCUGGUCAAGGUAUGGGGUAAAGCCCUCAUGGUGAGGGGUCCAAGCAUUGUAGUCUGGCCAGGACAGCAGGGGAGGGAUAUUAAAGCACUGAGAUGUGACCUGAAGCGGAGAAAGGGCACUGAGAGAGGACAAAAUACACCUUUUCUCUCCCAGUGUUCUCAGAGUGAUCAAAGGAGCUGCUUUUCUUCUGAAGCUUUACUGCUGGAAUGAUGGCAGAGCUUGCAUUAUUUUUUGCACUCGCAUUUUUUUUUUCUGGCUUUAAAUAAAGCCACAAAUGUGCUCUAGUAGCUUUCCUUCCUUUCUCAUUCCUAGGAUGCUGGAACUCAUUGCAUCCCAGCACGGGUGGUUUGGCAUCAGGCUUUAUCCCCCAGACCCCAGGCAGGGAGAGAAACCAGGAUACUUUUGCACUGGGAAGGUGCUGCUGCCACAUAUCACCUUCCUGAGAUGGUCCCUAAAUCUACUUCUAUGGAAAAGAGCUGUACAGAUGCCUGAGCUUUCACUGUGUAUUUUUCUUCCUCCUUUCUCCUGCCCAAAAUGAUGCUGAAAUCUCCAAAAGAAAAAUUAUUUCCAUGUGAUCCCAGUACUUUCUCCUUUGGCUGGAACAUUGAAUGUGGUUUUGGGUCUGUGGUUUUUUUUUUUUUUCCCCUUUCACAAUUUUUGUUGGUCUUCAUUUCCAUCAUUGUGUGAGGCAUCGUGCGAGCAGACAGACAGACUGGCUGAGCGUUGUAGGGAAACCGUAGCAGGACAAAAGCACAGAAACUCAGCACAAGUUGAUGCAAGCAAAGAACCAAGGGAAAAAAAAAUAGCUUUUGCAAACAAGCGAGCUGCUGGAUUUCAUAAGGAGCAGGACGAACUUUCAGUGUUUCAUUUGGACUCCAGCUAGGAAGCUGCAGCAGCUGCCGAGGACUGAAGAACCUGACUGAACGGCAGCUUUCAUAUUAUGCAUCCUGCUAAGCAACAGCAAGGAAAGUAAGAGACAGGGUUCUGAGUCACAAGCUGGCUUGGAUGAAGAUGAGCGCCGUGCUCCUGCUGCUGCUCCUGGUGUCCAUCCCCAGCUCCAUGGCGGAGCAGGACCUGCCAAGACGGGAGACACGACGCCUGUCAUGUGUGCGAUGCUGCGGGCCCUCAGAGCAGCCCAUCUCCAUCAUCUCCUCACGGUACACAAGGAUGAGCAGUGAUCCUGCUACCUCGGUACCCAAAGUGCAGCCAACCAUAGACAUCACCAUCCUCAAAGGUGAGAAGGGAGAAAUGGGAGAAAAAGGGCACCCUGGAGCAGCUGGGAAGGAAGGAGAGAGAGGGCUACGUGGCUUCAAUGGACGGAAGGGCCAGAAAGGUCAGCCUGGCCCCCAAGGUCACUCAUGCAAGCAGCUCUAUGCUGCCUUCUCAGUGGGUCGCAGAAAGCCCUUGCAUAGCUCAGACUACUUCCAGCAAGUCAUUUUCGACACCGAAUUUGUGAACCUUUACAAGCACUUCAACAUGUUCUCAGGGAAGUUCUACUGCUACGUGCCAGGAAUCUACUACUUCAGCCUCAAUGUCCACACUUGGAACUUCAAGGAGACCUACCUGCACCUGAUGAAGAACGAGAAGGAGAUGGUCAUCCUCUAUGCCCAGCCCAGCGACCGGAGCAUCAUGCAGAGCCAGAGCCUGAUGCUGGACCUGCAGGAAGGAGAUGAGGUCUGGGUGAGGAUGUUCAAACGGGAGCGAGAAAAUGCCAUCUAUAGUGAGGAGUCUGAUGUUUACAUCAUCUUCAAUGGCCAUUUAAUCAAGCCAGCUGUAGAGUAGCUGUUCCUCAGCUUCAGGCUCAGAGCUUUGGCAGGGGUUUUUCUGAUGCAUUAAUGUCUUCCCUUUUAGAAACGCACAUCUAGCUCUGCUUGGAAGGACUUCAGCAGGCAGCCUCCUGGUGGCUUUGUGUCCAUGCAAGGGACACUUGCAAAUGGAGGUGAUGGAGCUUCAAUGUGCUGCAAGCUAUGACCACAAAAGGCUUUAACCCUUAGCAUGCCCUGGAAACAAAGCACAGAAGGUCCCAGUUCUGCAGGAUCCCCAGGAACACUCUUGAAGAGUCUGCCAAGUUGGUAGCAACAAAAUUAAUCUCUGCUUUUCCUUGGAAAAGACAGGACUGUAGGGAUUAGAAGGAAUGUGGGGAGACUGAAUAGCUCAACAAGACAUUUUGAUUAGAUCUAAGGGUCAUCUUCAAAUACCUGUUAUCCAGGUGCUAAUUAAGGAACAUAUCUACCACAGCACUUAUAGCAGGGCAUAGUAUUGCCUCCUUUCUGCUGGUACCCAAACCAUGCCUGCUUCACUCAGGUGGGCAAGAACACACAGUGUUAAUAUUUUGUGCAGUACAAUUACCCUGAAUCACAUUUCAGUUCCAUUUCAUACAGUACCACAUUCUGAGAGCAAGGUGCUAGAAUUACAUACAGAGCAGUGUACUGACCCAGAAAACUUUCUCAGAGGCAUAGUUUUAAGUACAGCUGCAGCCACAUGCCCUAACUUUGCUAGACUGCUAUAUUACUAACAAAACUUGUUGCACAACACCUGGGUAUCAUGGGCAUUUCCACUUUUAAGGAAAACAGUGGGUACUGCCUUAGGAUCCUGUUUGUGAGUGCUCACUGCCAAGCUGGAACCUCCCAGACAAGAGCACGGCAUUAAUUACUGCCUUUGGCACUCUCACCUCUGGUAACUGGAAGAGAAAACCAGGAGGAAAAAAGGUGCUUCGCUGCCAGCAGUGAUAUUACAGGGAAUUUUAGCUUCACAUCAAAAUGGAGAGGUGCACACAGCAGUAAGAAACCUCAUUCCUUGCCCAUCCCCUCCUGUUUGCACCUUGAGCCGUUUGUAUGAAGGAUACAUGAAGACAAAUUGCUUCACUGCUGUGCCUCACCUACCCACACCUGUUCAAAAAAGUAGCUGAAAUAAACAGAUUGCUUUGAA